GAGGCGCAACUCCUUUACAAUAGGUGGCGCUAAAAACAACGUGAAUCAUAUGAACGUUGAUACAUGUCCACGUGUGAGAAACCCGGGUGUUAGAGCUACUUGCUUCAACCACGCAACUAUUAAUCCCUAAAUGGAGUUUUCAGAGAAGAAUGUGAGAAUCCCGUUCGAGCAAAAAGAGCUGGACGGUGUGUUUACGGUCCCUGCUGGCGUCACCGCGGGAUGCACAGCUAUGGUGUUGACGCACGGCGCGGGGGGGAGACAUGCACAUCAAACAGCUGGAGAGCCUCGCGCACGCUCUCGCCCGUUCGGGCGUUCUGUGCCUUCGAUUCACCUGCAGGGCGGUGAACUUCCUGUACAGAACCAGAGCUUAUAGCGCUGUUGUAGAUUACUUAAAGACCCAUGAGAGAUAUGCACCAAACAGCCUUUUCUUGGGAGGACGCUCUAUGGGUGCUCGUACAGCUGUUGCUGUGUGUAAACUUAUGUGUGACAAGCAGAAGGAUGCAGUCCAAGGUGUCCUGUGUUUGUCAUUCCCAAUGAAUGUACCAGGAAAACCACAAACACAUGUUGAGCGGAGCCGUGACCUGCUUGCACUGUCCCAAACUCCUGUGCUGUUUGUUUCUGGCACUGCAGAUAACAUGUGUGAACAGAAUCUUCUACAAAGUAGUAUGCAUGCCAUGAAAAGCCCUUCUGCUGUUCAUUGGGUCAAGGAUGCAAACCAUGGACUCGCAGUACGUGGUAGAACAGAAGAAUUGGUACUAGAGGAAGUCAAUCCACAGAUUAUUGCAUGGGUACUACAACACAAAUGAAAUGUAUGUUUAUAAAUAGGUAAAUAUGGUGAUUACUGUUUGAUGAAAGAAGAUGGUGGACUGUUGAGCCUGACCCUAACACUCUGUACAUAAUUAUGUUAACGUUGUUCUUGUUUAUGUAAGAAUGAUAAAGAAAUCAAAGCUUUUUUUAAUACAAAUUAUCAUUAUCAUUAAAGCUUUAUUUGGGAUAUUUAUUAAACUAUUACAAUCAUAUUUUUUAUCAUACUGAGAGAAAAUGUUUGCAAGCUAUAUGACAAACCAUUGUUUAUAAGCUACACUGUAAAAAACAACUUUUAAAAAAGUUGUUUCAACUUAAACGAACUGCCUUCAAAUUUUAAGUUUACUCAACUCAAAUAUCCAAGUUUUCACAUAGUACAACUUAACAUUUCAUGUUGAGUAAGCUUUUUUUUUACAGUGUAUACACGUUUGAUAUACAGUGGCUGUAAAAAGUAUACAUUCUUGUUGAAAUUGCAGAUUCAACCACGAGAUAUAAAAAAUUAAAAUCAUGUCAGAUCUUUUUGCACCUGUUGUAUUAAAAGCAAUACAUGACAUGA
Messenger RNA from Labeo rohita (rohu), 1360 nucleotides. RefSeq names its product testis expressed 30 (gene tex30). Bases 261 to 806 code for a protein of 181 amino acids. The record is from RefSeq and is a predicted model, not a curated record. NCBI's taxonomy places the organism in Eukaryota, Metazoa, Chordata, Actinopteri, Cypriniformes, Cyprinidae. The transcript has 5 exons.